UACAUUAGCGUGAAACCGGGAGAUGGCGACAGGGCAACAAAUGGAUUUACACCGCUCGUAUAAUCCCAGAAGAAGAACACUCCGCAGACACUUAGGCUGCCGGCUUCCUCUUCUGUUUCAGAACCAUGUCGUCCACUCAGUGUACAGACCUUGGCCGGGCGCUUUGCAUUAUCACCGGGGCCUCCAGAGGCUUUGGCCGGACUAUAGCGAGGGAGAUGUCUGGGUUGGUGAAGCCUGGUUCGGCGCUCGUCCUGACGGCCCGCUCCGGUGAUGACCUGCGGUCUCUGGAGGCGGAGCUGGCCGAGUCUGAGGCAGGCAGAGCGGGGCUGGUGGUGGAGUGUGUGGUGGCAGACCUGGGUCAGAUGGAAGGAUUGGGGAGCGUUGUCAGAGCAUCGAAAGAAGCUUUCUCUGAGGACAUAGAUCACGUGAUACUGGUCAACAACGCUGCCUCUCUGGGUGAUGUUUCCCGUGAUGCCAAGAGCUUCACCGACAUGGCGGAGGUGGACUCGUACUUGUCUCUCAAUGUCAGCUCCUCCCUGUGCCUCACCGCCAGCAUCCUGCAGGCUUUUCCACAGCUUCCAGGUCUGCGGCGCUCUGUGAUCAACAUCACCUCGCUGUGCGCCCUGCAGCCUUUUCGUUCUUGGGUGCUGUACUGCACCGGCAAGGCUGCUCGAGAGAUGAUGUUCAGGGUGCUGGCAGAAGAGGAGCCGGACCUGCGGGUGCUCAGCUACUCUCCAGACAAAUGUUUGUACUGUCCAGUCCAACCCGUGCUCACCAUUGGUCACUGUAUUGUACCAGGGCCUCUGGACACGGACAUGCAGAAGGUGGCCAGAUCCAGAACAGCUGAUCCCAGCAUAAGGAAGUCUUUUUCUGACAUGUUCGCUCAGGGCCAGCUGCUCACCUGUGAGGCGUCCUGUGCCAAGCUGAUGAAGCUGCUCCUAGAAGACAGCUACACAUCAGGAGCUCACGUCGACGUCUAUGACCUCUAGACACAGCAUGAGCACUUACAGCUAUUUAGCAUUGGGCCAGAUUAUUUCUAUGUGUGCCUUGAUUUUAAUUGAAGCUAUUAAUGUAUACCUACCACUUAUACUACAAUUAUAAUUGGGAAAGUUAAUAGGUGACUCAUAUUUCCCUGUCAAUCUUAACUCUGUAUGUUGUAGCCUAUUGUUAAACUGACUACAUGACAGCCUGAUGUUAUCAAAUUUACAUUCCAAACGCUCCAGAGCAGAAGUGCACUCACCAGCGAAGCUGCAGCAGAGAUAGAGAACAUUUAGAAGUGUUUUAAAGGAGCAGUGUGCAGGAUGUAGUUACAACCAGCUUAACGUCGUUAUUGACCUGAACUGUGAAACUAUCUGUUGUUAUUUGGUGGAUUACAUGUCAAUGUCUAUUUCUUUGGAGCAGAUGGCUCAGAACUACACAUUGAACCUUUAAUGUUGCUGUGAUGCUUACAAAUAUGGACCUGUUCCACAUGUUCAAAAUAUUUUUCACACAUUCCUCAAUGUAUGACUUACUAUUUUUAUAUAAAUAUAGAUGGAAAAUUGUUGCUUUAUAAAUGCUCACCUUUGCCUGUUAUCAAAAUGAUUUGUGUAAACUUAAAAUUGUAUAUUACAGAAAUGCAAUACUGAGCUUAUUUUUUAUCAUUUGUAUUAUAUUAUUUGUGGGUUUUUUUGUCCUUUUGUUUUCAUUGAAGGCCCCGAUAAGAAUCUGACAAUCUUACCUACAAAAAUAUCACAGUACAUAUACACAUUAUAUGGGGGAGGCAUGAACAUCCAUGUACCUCAUUCUACCCAACAGUUCUGACAUUCCACAGGAUCUGUAACUGUACCAAAGAUUAGAAUGACCGAUCAUGAUGAUGUCUGACCACAAUAGCAUCUUUCAGGCAAACACAUUGGCAAAUCCAAAAAAGUGUUACUCUGUGUCUGCUGUAUCUAGGCAACUCUGUCCGGUACCAUAUCAACGUCAUGCAAUGAUAGUAAUGUAUACAGCUUGUUCUGCUAUAUUCAAGUGACCAACAAUAAAAAAUCAAUUAAUGUG
This is a messenger RNA of Cottoperca gobio, 2034 nucleotides long. RefSeq names its product sepiapterin reductase a (gene spra). NCBI's taxonomy places the organism in Eukaryota, Metazoa, Chordata, Actinopteri, Perciformes, Bovichtidae. The coding region runs from base 126 to 989 and encodes 287 amino acids. The record is from RefSeq and is a predicted model, not a curated record. Gene Ontology annotation, molecular function: sepiapterin reductase (NADP+) activity. The transcript has 3 exons. Gene Ontology annotation, biological process: tetrahydrobiopterin biosynthetic process.